Gossypium raimondii (Peruvian cotton) is the source of this 2763-nucleotide messenger RNA. Its product is annotated as (E,E)-geranyllinalool synthase. The transcript has 12 exons. The record is from RefSeq and is a predicted model, not a curated record. Bases 71 to 2614 code for a protein of 847 amino acids. Gene Ontology annotation, molecular function: terpene synthase activity; magnesium ion binding. Gene Ontology annotation, biological process: diterpenoid biosynthetic process. Lineage: Eukaryota; Viridiplantae; Streptophyta; Magnoliopsida; Malvales; Malvaceae.
UACUCAUUGAUCUAAGAAAUUUGUAACACUUUAAAGUUAUCGGAUUUCGGUUGAUUACAUUUUCUCUGGAAUGGAGCUUUCAAAGGAUUCAAUCGAAGCUUUAGUUAAAAUGAUGAAGGAAGAGACGUUAUUGGACAUCGAUUCUUACUCUUUUGUUUCACCUUCUGCUUACGACACUGCCUGGUUAGCCAUGGUUCCUGCAGAUUCGAACCAACCAUGCUCUAUGGAACCCAUGUUCAGGGUUUGCUUGGAUUGGGUGCUCAAAAACCAGACCCAAGAAGGGUUUUGGGGAGAGUGUGACGCUCAUGGCAACCCCACCCUCGAGUCUUUGCCUGCUACUCUGGCUUCUGUUAUUGCUCUCAAAAAGUGGAAUGUGGGGAAGGAAAAUGCAGAGAAAGGACUGGCUUUUAUUCGAGCAAACGCAGAGUAUCUCCUAGCAGGACAUCAAAACCAGUUUCCUCGUUGGUUUGCCAUUGUUUUCCCUGGGAUGAUUGAACUUGCACGUAAAACUGGCCUAGACCUGGACUUCCCCCACCAUUUGAAAGGGUUGUUGAUGGAUAUUUUCUUUGAACGAGAACAAAUCCUAGAAAGUGAUAAGGAACUUGCUGCUGGCGGUGCCUAUCCUUCAUUAUUAUCAUACCUCGAAGUGUUGCCUUCAUUGUACGCCGCUAAUGAACAAGAAAUAAUGAAGAACUUGAGUGGUGAUGGCUCAUUAUUCCAAUCCCCUUCAGCAACUGCAUGUGCAUUCAUGGCUACCGGGAAUAAAGACUGCUUAGCUUACUUGCAAUCGCUAAUUGAAAAAUGUGGCAAUAAUGGAGUCCCGCCGACGUAUCCAAUGGAUGAAGAGCUAAUAAAACUUGGUUUGGCCAAUCAACUUGAACGGUUGGGAUUGGCUGAACAUUUCACGCAGCAGAUUGAAGAGAUUUUGACCCAAGUUUACCAGACUUAUACUAAGGAAUCAUCAUCAGAGAAAAGCAAUAGUGUUGCUUCAGUUGCAACCCAACUACAAAAGGACUCUUUGGCAUUUCGACUCCUUCGCAUGCAUGGUUAUAACAUAUCCCCAUGGAGCUUGUGUUGGUUCUUGAAUGAUGAUGAAAUUGUAGAUCAUAUAGAGAAAAAUCAGGAAUUUUUCUCAAGCGUGAUGCUUAAUGUUUAUAGAGCCACGGAUGUUAUGUUUUCCGGAGAAUACGAACUGGAGGAAGCAAGAUCAUUUUCCAGGAAAGUUCUGGAGAAAGUUGUAAGUAAGGGAACUGGAUCAGAUAAUGACGUUUUUACAAAAUCGUCCGCCUUUCAGAGAAUGAUGGAGGAGGAGCUGAGUCUUCCAUGGGUGGCGCGAUUGGAUCACUUGGAACACAGAGCGUGGAUUGAACAGAAUGAGAUGAAUGCUUUGUGGCCAGGAAAAACCUGCUUUCACAGGAUAUCAAGGGCUAAAAAUGAAAAGUUAGUGCAACUUGCUGUAGCAGAUUAUGAGUUUAGGCAGUCAAUUUACAAGAAGGAAAUGGCUGAAUUGAAAAGCUGGUGUCUGAAAUGGGGUCUUAGUGAUAUGGGAUUUGGUCGAGAGAAAACCAUGUAUUGCUACUUCGCCAUCUCUGCCAGCCUUUCCCUGCCUUAUGACUCCCACAUCCGAAUGCUGGUGGCCAAAAGUGCUAUAUUGAUUACGGUCGCUGAUGAUUUUUUUGACAUGGAAGCUUCUCUAAAUGACCUUAACAUCCUCAUUGAUGCUGUUACAAGAUGGGAUGGUACAGGAGUAGGCGGGCACAGUAAGGCCAUCUUUGAUGCCCUUGAUAAUCUUGUGAAAGAAACUGCUGAAAAAUAUCGGCAACACCAAGGAACCGAUAUAACAAGUUAUCUACAGCAAAUAUGGUGUGAGACAUUUGAUUCAUGGCUUAUGGAGGCCAAAUGGAGCAAAAGUGGAUACAUGCCAUCAACUGAUGAGUACCUUCGAACAGCCACCACAUCUAUCGCUGCACAUACACUGGUUCUUCCGGCUUCAUUCUUCCUGAAAUCAAGCUCGCCGAAUGCUGAAAUCAGCCCCACUGCCGCCGAGUACAAGACCAUUACCAAACUCACCAUGCUUAUAACUCGUUUGUUGAAUGACAUACAAAGCUACCAGAAGGAAAUAGAAGAUGGGAAAAUGAACUACGCAUUGCUUUACAUGAAGGAAAACCCGGAUGCAAACAUCGACGACUCGAUCACCUUCAUGCGGGACUUGAUCGACAAAAAGAGGAAAGAGUUAUUUAAGCAUGCUUUGAUGAACGGAUUAAGUGAUUUGCCCGUUGAAUCGAGGCGACUUCACUUAUCGUGCAUGAAAGUGUUUCAGAUGUUCUUCAACUCCAGCAACCGGUACGAUUCCAAUACAGAGAUGAUUCAAGACAUACAAAAGGCUAUAUAUGUUCCUCUAGAUGUUGGGACAUGGAAGCCAUUGGUUCCUCUUCCUUCACUGUCUGGUUCGAACAAGGAACUUCAAACAACAAUAAGUUCUCAGCAGCUUGUUAUACGACCAUUCAAAUAUCAGAAGAGAAGAAUUAUAGGAUACCAAGCUUCUUUGCCCAUUGCUAGGCGCGGAUAUGUUAAUAUGUUUAUCACUCCAAGUUUUAGGUUGUCCUUCGCCUAAUCAAAUAGGUCAAACCCUGCAUAGUUUUGGGAACAAUAAUGUAUAAUAGAAAUAAAGUGUAUAUACUUCCCUUGUGGAGGUGGAUCCCUGUUGAAUUCGUUGAAGAAGACGAAAUAUGUGUUAAUUAAAUGAAUGUUUAUGGUGGCGCA